Molecule: messenger RNA, 1095 nt
Organism: Solanum pennellii
Lineage: Eukaryota; Viridiplantae; Streptophyta; Magnoliopsida; Solanales; Solanaceae
Product: armadillo repeat-containing protein 7
Exons: 6
Coding region: 328-954 (208 amino acids)
Molecular function (GO): protein binding
Source: RefSeq, a predicted model, not a curated record
AAGUUCACUCAUCUCAUUAUGUCAAGGAGGAAUUUUAAUUGUUUGAACUUUUGAUUGAGAUUGAAUUUGCUGUAAUGUAUGACUUUGCCUUUAGUUUUUGGAUAAGAAAAGCUUUUUAACUUGCUAUAAAACUAUUGAAAAUAGAACACAAUGAAAACAGGGAUUAAAGUAGUUACUUCUGGUUGAUAUUGUUGCUCCGUGUUUGACAUUAAUGUUACAGCAUUUUGGAGAACUUCUAUAAUUCGUUCAUUGAUACAGUGGAGCUUUGGGUGCAGAGUUACAUUGUUAAUUCAUUCUGAUCUCUUUCUCUACCAUAGUUGCAUUCACAUGUUCACGAAUAGCCAAAGGCAAGAAGAACGCACUGGAAAAUAUGGAACUCCGAGGGUGGAAUACCUUCAGCAAUUGGUGACUCAGUUUCAGAAUGCAUCUUCUGAAGAGACAAAAGAGAAGAUUGUUGCUAAUUUGGCCAACUUUGCAUAUGAUCCUUACAACUUUACCUUCUUGCGUCAAGUUAAGAAACUUCUUAAUGAGUGCUUCGAGUAUUGUAAUCAUCGAAUUUUCCUGGUUUCUUGCCUAAACAUAUCUUCUGAUGUUAAACAGCUUAAUGUAAUAGAACUUUUCCUAGACUGUUUAACUGAGCCUAAUGAGAAGCUUGUGGAAUUUGGGAUUGGAGGAAUCUGCAAUGCGUGUGCUGAUCCAGCAAAUGCUGCUCUUGUCACUCAAAAUGACGGUAUUCCCCUCAUCGUCCAGUGUUUGUCAAGUCCUGUUCGGAGCACUGUAAAUUAUGCUCUAGGAGCUUUGUAUUAUCUCUGCAAUGCAUCAAACAAGGAAAAGAUCUUAAAACCAGAGGUAAUUGAUGCAAUAAAGAGUUAUGCAGCUGCAAGUGAAGUUAGUACAAGCUUCAGUAAUUUGGCCCAGGCUUUCUUAGAUAAACAUGUUCCCCAAGCUUAUUGAAAUAGAUGAAAAUAAAAUUACUGUUGAAAAUCAAUACUACUAACAUCUUUAAAAGCAUGGAAUUGUAAAAUUAUUGGUCAGGUUUAGGGGAUUGAAAUAUAAAUAUUUUGUUAAACCUAUUUUGAUAGGCUCUUUCUUAAA